CUUGAAAUCCCUCUUGCGCACUCACGCGGAGGCUUUUCUGCACGUCACAGGGAUGUGCUCAAGAGCUCCAAGGGAGAAACAGGCUCAGUUUUAAGAAAAAUAGAGGAAAAGGGGGAUUUCUAGACCACCCUUGGCCUCCCGCGGUGCCUUCCCCUCGGUGGCGCAGUGUUUGUGGUGCGGAGCCGCUCCACGUGAGCUCGGGGGACACGUUACAGACACACGACACCCCGCGGAGGAAAUCCCGCUGGUAAACAGGCCCGGCAAGUGCCCGGGAUGAGUUACGGCUGCAGAGGGACCCGAUGUCCCCACGGGGGGAGCGCCGGGUGCCGCUCUCCCUCCCAACACUUGGACAAGCGUUUGCUGCAUCUCAUCCUCCCCAGAGCACGUGUAGCUUAAAUCCAAUUUUAUCCCCCAUCCUUGAUGUCCCAGCGCCUACCAAAGGGGCAGGACCGUGUUGUUGGGUGCUGCUCCCCCUAAAUUUUGCUCUGACCCCCUGCCCCAAGCUGCGCCAGAGCCCUGAAAUGCAGCCAGCUUGACACGGGUGCUCAGUGACCCCCCCGUCAUCGGCUUAAAUGCCAGCGGGGUGACAGGGUUUUGCUGUCACCUGAUCCCCGCGGAGGCCGGAAUGUCCUCCCGGGUGUUGAUAUAAGGGGGGGACCAGGAAGCCGUAUCUGGGGUGAUGGCUGUGAGGAGAGGGGUGUAAGGCAGGAGCUGGGACGCGGUGCUGAGGUCCCCACGCCCCUGGGCCGCCAUGGUGGGUCUGAAGCCCCCCGAGGUGCCCCCGACAGCCGCCGUGAAGUUCUUCAGCGCGGGGACGGCCGCCUGCAUCGCCGACCUCUGCACCUUCCCCCUGGACACCGCCAAAGUGCGCCUGCAGAUCCAGGGCGAGGUGCGGAUCCCCCGCAGCACUGGCACGGUGGAGUAUCGGGGUGUUUUGGGGACGCUGAGCACCAUGGUGAGGACGGAGGGACCCCGCAGCCUGUACAGCGGGCUGGCGGCCGGGCUGCAGCGCCAGAUGAGCUUCGCCUCCAUCCGCAUCGGCCUCUAUGACUCGGUGAAGCAGCUCUACACCCCCAAGGGGGCUGAGAGUAAGUGGGGAGACGGCGGGGGGGCACCCCAUCCCUGUGUGCACUACAUCCCUGCACACACCUCAUCCUUGUGCACCCCAUCCCUGUGCACCCUGUCCCUGCGUGCACCCAUCCCUGCGUACCCCACAUCCUUGUGCACCGGAUCCCUGCGCACCCUGUCCCUUUGUGCACCCAUCCCUGCACACCCCAUCCUUGUGCACCCCAUCCUUAUGCACCAAAUCCCUGUACACCCCAUCCUUAUGCACCAAAUCCCUGUGCACCCCAUCCUUAUGCACCAAAUCCCUGUACACCCCAUCCCUGCACACCCCAUCCUUAUGCACCAAAUCCCUGUACACCCCAUCCCUGCACACCCCAUCCUUAUGCACCAAAUCCCUGUACACCCCAUCCCUGCACACCCCAUCCUUAUACACCAAAUCCCUGUACACCCCAUCCCUGCACACCCCAUCCUUAUACACCAAAUCCCUGUACACCCCAUCCCUGCACACCCCAUCCUUGUGCACCAAAUCCCUGUGCACUCCAUCCCUGCGCAUGCCUAUACCUGUGCACCCCUACACACCAAAUCCCUGUGCACCCCGUCCCUGCACACACCCCGUCCCUGUGUGCCCCAUCCCUCCGUACCCCACGUACCUGCGCACCAAAUCCCUGCACACCCCCUAUCCCUCUGCACCCCCCGUCCCCAUGCACCCCCCAUCCCUGUGCACCCAUCCCUGUGUAGCCCACAUCCCUGCACACCAAAUCCCUGCGCACCCCGUCCCUGUGCACACCCCUCCCUGCGUAGCCCUCAAUCCUGCAUAGCCCAAAUCCCUGCACUCCCCUAUCCCUGCACAACCCCUCCCUGCACAUAACCCAUCCCUACAUGCACCCCGUCCCUGCAUGCACCCAUCCCUGCGUACCCCAAAUCCUUCUGCACCAAAUCUCUGCGCACACCCCCUCCCUGCAGACCCCAUUCCUUUGUGCACCCAUCCCUGCACACCAAAUCCCUGUGCACCCCCAUCCCUGCGCACCCUGUCCCUGCGCACACCCCUCCCUGCGUAGCCCUCAAUCCUGCAUAGCCCAAAUCCCUGCACUCCCCUAUCCCUGCGCAACCCCUCCCUGCGCGUAACCCAUCCCUACGUGCACCCCGUCCCUGCAUGCACCCAUCCCUGCGUACCCCACAUCCCUGUGUACACCCCCAUCCCUGUGCACACCCCCAUCCCUGUGCACACUCUGUCCCCACUCAGGACCUGAAGGGCUCAGGGUGCCCACUGGGUCUCGGGUGUCCUCACAGACCCGAGUGUCUCCACAGGACUGGGGGUCCCCACAGGACCUGGGGGCCCCACAGAGCUGGGGGUCUCCACACGUCCAGGGGUCCCCACAGAGCUGGGGUUCCCUGCUGCGGUGUGGAGUCCCCAUAAGGCUUGGGGUCUCCACAGGCCUGGAGAUCCCUGCUGGGCAUGGGGGGUCCCCACACAACGAGGUCCCUGCAGGUCCAGAGGUCUCCUCAUGCCUGGGGGUCCCCUCAGGGCCAGGGGUCCCCACAGGGCUGGGGGUCCCUGAAGGGUUGGGGGUGUCCAUUGGGUCUCCAUACAGCUGGAGGUCCCCACAGGGCUGGGGUUCCCCACAGAGCUGAGGGUCCCCACCGAGCCGGGGGUUCCCUAUUGGGCUGGGGAUCCCCACCCAUCCAGGAGUCCCUGCAGGCCUGGGUGUCCCCACACAGCUGGGGGUCCCCGCAGGGCUGGGGUUACUCACACAGCCAGGGGUCCCCAUAGGGCCGGGUGUCCCCACAGGGCUGGGGGGGUCCCCACAGGUGCUGGGGUCCCCGGCAGGGCGGGGGUCCCAGCGCCUGCUGU
Columba livia (rock pigeon) is the source of this 2917-nucleotide messenger RNA. Its product is annotated as putative mitochondrial transporter UCP3. The coding region runs from base 752 to 1933 and encodes 393 amino acids. Gene Ontology annotation, biological process: response to cold; mitochondrial transmembrane transport; adaptive thermogenesis. Lineage: Eukaryota; Metazoa; Chordata; Aves; Columbiformes; Columbidae. The record is from RefSeq and is a predicted model, not a curated record. The transcript is spliced from 3 exons. Gene Ontology annotation, molecular function: oxidative phosphorylation uncoupler activity.